This is a messenger RNA of Lepus europaeus (European hare), 5213 nucleotides long. RefSeq names its product ubiquitination factor E4B (gene UBE4B). Gene Ontology annotation, biological process: protein polyubiquitination. The record is from RefSeq and is a predicted model, not a curated record. The transcript has 27 exons. NCBI's taxonomy places the organism in Eukaryota, Metazoa, Chordata, Mammalia, Lagomorpha, Leporidae. Gene Ontology annotation, cellular component: ubiquitin ligase complex; nucleus; cytoplasm. The coding region runs from base 641 to 4162 and encodes 1173 amino acids. Gene Ontology annotation, molecular function: ubiquitin-ubiquitin ligase activity.
GAUGGCCGCCCUGUUGUUUUGAUGAAUAAUACUUGGUGGGGCGAGGGGGUAAGAGUAGGGGUGGAGGGGUAGGAAGGUUUACUCUUCCAGCGUGAGCAUCUCGAAUCCCAUCCUCCCCCUCCCCCCUGCCCAGGCUCUGGCGUGGCGGCGGGGCGUGUCCGGCCUGCUUUGGGAGGGGAGGGGCUUUCCUACACUGUACUGGGCUCUGCCAGGGCGCCUGUGGGGUCGCCUUACCUCGGGGCACCCACUCUGCAGCCCAGCAGUUCCCGCCAGGGGCCAGGGGUGGCAAGGAGAGCCGGCUCUACUGGAGGAAACGCAGCUGCCGCGCCGCCACCACCAAGACACAGCACGCUGGUGGCGCGAGCCGAGCCGGGGACCGCGCCGCCUCGCCCGGGCAGCCUGGGAGGCAGUGGUAGUCGGCGGCGGCCGGACGAGCCUCGGGCGGGUGGAGCGACCUCAGCCCAGGCAGCUCAGUGCCUCGUGUUCUUCUUUUUUAACCUCUGACUAUGCAAUUCUGAAACCUCCCCCGCUCGGGGGACCGGACGGCCUCUGGUAGAAACCUUCCACACUCCUCGCUCCCGCGCGGUCUCGAGAACAGAAGGACCUCUCGCGAACGCCUUUCACCAUUAAGAGGAAGGCGAUGGAGGAGCUGAGCGCUGAUGAGAUUCGUCGGAGGCGCCUUGCACGACUUGCUGGUGGACAGACCUCCCAGCCGACCACCCCGCUCACCUCUCCCCAGAGGGAGAACCCUCCAGGACCUCCCCUAGCAGCAUCAGCCCCAGGUCCCUCCCAGAGUCUAGGUCUCAAUGUCCACAACAUGACCCCAGCUACCUCCCCAAUAGGUGCAGCAGGAGUAGCCCAUCGAAGCCAGAGCAGUGAAGGAGUCAGUUCUCUGAGCAGCUCGCCCUCCAAUAGCCUUGAAACGCAAUCUCAAUCUCUCUCACGUUCCCAGAGCAUGGAUAUCGAUGGUGUCGCUUGUGAGAAAAGCAUGUCCCAGGUGGAUGUGGAUUCAGGAAUUGAAAAUAUGGAAGUUGAUGAAAAUGAUCGAAGAGAGAAGAGGAGCCUCGGUGACAAGGAGCCUUCCUCGGGCCCUGAGGUGUCCGAAGAGCAGGCCUUACAGCUGGUCUGUAAGAUCUUCCGCGUCUCUUGGAAGGAUCGCGACAGAGAUGUUAUCUUUCUCUCUUCUCUUUCUGCACAGUUUAAGCAGAACCCUAAAGAAGUGUUCUCUGAUUUUAAGGACUUGAUUGGCCAGAUUUUAAUGGAAGUGCUAAUGAUGUCUACUCAGACCAGAGAUGAAAAUCCCUUUGCCAGUCUGACAGCCACGUCCCAGCCCAUUGCAGCAGCAGCUCGGUCACCAGACAGAAAUCUCAUGCUGAAUGCUGGCUCCAACCCAGGAACAAGCCCCAUGUUCUGCAGUGUGGGCUCCUUCGGGGCCAGCUCUUUGUCUAGUUUGGGAGCCUCUGGUGGAGCAAGCAAUUGGGAUUCCUACAGUGACCAUUUUACCAUUGAAACCUGCAAAGAGACCGAUAUGCUGAACUACCUCAUUGAGUGUUUUGACCGAGUUGGAAUAGAGGAAAAAAAAGCACCAAAGAUGUGCAGCCAGCCCGCGGUCAGCCAGCUCCUGAGCAACGUGCGCUCACAGUGCAUCUCCCACACUGCGCUGGUCCUGCAGGGCUCCCUCACGCAGCCCAGGUCCCUGCAGCAGCCGUCCUUCCUAGUGCCGUACAUGCUGUGUCGGAAUCUUCCCUAUGGCUUCAUUCAAGAGCUGGUGAGAACCACGCACCAGGAUGAAGAAGUGUUCAAGCAGAUCUUUAUCCCCAUUUUACAAGGCCUGGCUCUUGCUGCCAAAGAGUGCUCCCUCGAUAAUGACUACUUUAAAUACCCCCUCAUGGCAUUAGGUGAACUCUGUGAAACCAAGUUUGGGAAGACACACCCUGUGUGCAAUUUGGUUGCCUCCUUGCCAUUGUGGUUGCCGAAACCCUUAAGCCCAGGCUCUGGGCGGGAGCUGCAGAGACUCUCUUACCUGGGGGCCUUCUUCAGCUUCUCUGUCUUUGCCGAGGACGACGUUAAAGUGGUUGAAAAGUAUUUCUCAGGGCCUGCCAUUACCCUGGAAAACACUCGGGUUGUUAGCCAAUCACUACAGCAUUACUUGGAGUUGGGAAGGCAAGAGCUUUUCAAGAUUCUGCAUAGUAUCUUGUUAAACGGCGAAACCCGUGAGGCUGCUCUGGGUUACAUGGCAGCCAUCGUCAACGCCAAUAUGAAGAAAGCGCAGAUGCAGACAGAUGAUAGAUUAGUAUCUACAGACGGAUUUAUGCUGAAUUUCCUUUGGGUACUACAACAGCUAAGUACAAAAAUCAAGUUAGAAACAGUUGACCCAACGUAUAUCUUCCACCCAAGAUGCCGGAUUACUCUCCCCAAUGAUGAGACGCGCGUGAAUGCCACGAUGGAGGACAUGAGCAGCUGGCGGGCUGAGCUCUAUGGUGAUCAGCCUCCAUUUUCUGAGCCGAAAUUCCCCACUGAGUGCUUCUUUCUCACCCUGCACGCCCACCACCUCUCCAUUCUCCCUAGCUGCCGGCGCUACAUCCGCAGGCUCCGAGCCAUCAGGGAGCUCAACAGAACCGUGGAAGAUUUGAAAAAUAACGAGAGCCAAUGGAAAGACUCGCCCCUGGCGACCAGACACCGCGAGAUGCUGAAGCGCUGCAAGACUCAGCUCAAGAAACUGGUGCGGUGCAAGGCGUGUGCUGACGCUGGCUUGCUGGACGAGAGCUUCCUGAGACGAUGUCUGAACUUCUACGGCCUUCUCAUCCAGCUGCUGCUGCGCGUCCUGGACCCCGCGUACCCCGACAUAACACUGCCUUUAAAUUCAGAUGUUCCCAAGGUAUUUGCAGCAUUGCCUGAGUUUUAUGUAGAAGAUGUUGCGGAAUUUUUAUUUUUUAUUGUACAAUACUCUCCUCAGGUGCUUUACGAGCCCUGCACGCAGGACAUUGUGAUGUUCCUCGUGGUGAUGCUGUGCAACCAGAACUACAUCCGGAACCCCUACCUGGUGGCCAAACUGGUGGAGGUCAUGUUCAUGACCAACCCUUCCGUUCAACCACGAACCCAGAAGUUUUUUGAAAUGAUUGAAAACCACCCUCUCUCCACCAAACUGCUGGUACCUUCCCUGAUGAAGUUUUACACAGAUGUUGAGCAUACUGGAGCCACCAGCGAGUUCUACGACAAGUUCACAAUUCGCUACCACAUUAGCACCAUAUUUAAAAGCCUCUGGCAAAACAUAGCUCACCACGGCACCUUCAUGGAGGAGUUCAACUCCGGGAAGCAGUUUGUCCGCUACAUCAACAUGCUGAUCAACGACACGACGUUCCUGCUCGACGAGAGUCUGGAGUCCCUGAAGCGGAUCCACGAAGUGCAGGAAGAGAUGAGGAACAAGGAGCAGUGGGAGCAGCUGCCCCGGGACCAGCAGCAAGCCCGGCAGUCCCAGCUGGCCCAGGACGAGCGUGUGUCCCGCUCUUACCUUGCCCUGGCCACCGAAACCGUGGACAUGUUCCACAUCCUCACCAAGCAGGUCCAGAAGCCGUUCCUCAGACCCGAGCUCGGACCCCGCCUCGCUGCGAUGCUGAACUUCAAUCUUCAGCAACUGUGUGGCCCCAAGUGCCGUGACCUGAAGGUUGAAAACCCUGAGAAAUACGGCUUUGAACCAAAGAAGCUGCUGGACCAACUGACGGACAUUUACUUACAGCUGGACUGUGCGCGAUUCGCUAAAGCCAUUGCUGACGACCAGAGAUCCUACAGCAAAGAACUGUUCGAAGAAGUGAUUUCCAAGAUGCGGAAGGCAGGGAUCAAGUCCACGAUCGCCAUCGAGAAGUUUAAACUCCUGGCCGAGAAGGUGGAGGAGAUCGUUGCCAAAAACGCCCGCGCCGAGAUCGACUACAGCGACGCCCCGGAUGAGUUCAGAGACCCUCUGAUGGACACCCUGAUGACUGACCCCGUGAGGCUGCCCUCUGGCACCAUCAUGGACCGCUCCAUCAUCCUGCGGCACCUGCUCAACUCCCCCACCGACCCCUUCAACCGGCAGCCGCUGACCGAGAGCAUGCUGGAGCCAGUGCCCGAGCUGAAGGAGCAGAUCCAAGCGUGGAUGCGCGAGAAGCAGAACAGCGACCACUGAGGCGGCCCGCGCCACCCUCUGCAGAGCGGCCGCGGCUCCUGCGGCCCGCGCCCUCGCGCCCCAGUGACCAAGCGGCGGCGAAGGCGAGGGCCGCGGGCGGGAAGAGGAGCCGGUUCCUGUACAUAUAUUUAAGGGACGGCCGCGGCCGCGUCGUUGGGAAGCCUGGCCCUCCGGCGAGCCUCCGCGCAGAGGCGUGGGCGGCGCCCCUUCCUCCUCGUCCUGUCCAUUGAUUUGAUUGUGAUUCGAUGACCCUGGACACGCUGCUGCUAGCCUCGGCACACGGCCGCGGCUCGACCCCCGCUCCUGCCCUGCCCGCCACGCACGUACCUGGGAGAGAACUGUGCCUGCGUCAGAGUGUUCGUCCUGGGCCGUAUUUUUAUAUCGCAGUCACAUACUUGUUUUUUUAAUUGGUGUUAGAUGACAUGAUUAAUAAAAAAGAGGCAAGAUAUUUUCAGAAUUUGAAUUUCAGGUUUUUUUUUUCCUUUGGAAAUGUCCCUUUUGGGUUUGUUUUUCAUUUUCGUUUUUUUUGUUUUUGUUUUUUACGCUCAGCAAAAUGGAGAGAAUCCUGGCGCUGUGGUCCGCGGCGUGGGCCCUGUCUGGGAAGGCGGGGACCCCGUGGCAGUGCGGGGCGGUCGCGCGCAGGACUUAGGGAUUUUUGGGGGGAGGGACAAGGGUUGGUUUGAGAGCUGGAAGCCUCUUCUGAUAAGUUCCUCGCCCCUGGCGUGAGUUCAAGCAGGGUUCCUUUUGAGGUUUGGCCUUACCAAAGCGAAACAGGUGCCAGAGUCACAGGGGAAAACACGUGUGCGCGCACGCACACACACACACACACACACGAGCCGAAGACUUUUUGUAUUACUGCUCCUGACUCAACAUACUUGAAUCCCUGGAUCUCCUCUGGGGUACAAGAGGAUUUGAAACCGUAAAGUGUUCUGGAGAAAUUAAGUCUACGAAAACAUUCUUUCAUUUUCUUUUCCUUUUCUCCCCUCCACAGACAAUGUCCUCUGUUCAGUCCCUGACGCUGACUACAAUAAAUGGCGAUACACAUCCAGAA